GGCUACUGAGAAAAACGUGUCAAAGAGUGGCGAAUCACGCGACGAGUAUUAAGUCUUGACGCGCCUCUUCUUCUUCUUCAUGUGUUUCCUCCUUCGGUUUUAAAAGCUCUCUUCUUUCGUUCCCAAAGCCAUCUCUCUCUCUCUCUCUCUUCUUUAAAGUUUUGAGAUAAGACUUUGACGAGUGAAUUAGAGGAUAUUUGGUUUGGAAGAAGAAGAAUGAAGGAGGAACAAUCAAGAACUCUGUUUGGAAUAUCUCUGUCUGAUCGACCAACUUGGCAACAGUUUCUCAUUUGCACUUCUGGUUUCUUCUUUGGCUACCUCGUUAACGGAGUUUGCGAGGAAUAUGUUUAUAAUCGGCUCCAAUUUAGCUUUGGUUGGUACUUCACGUUUAUACAAGGAUUUGUCUACUUGUUCCUCAUCUACCUUCAAGGGUUCACCACAAAACAUAUUGUGAAUCCCAUGAGAACUUAUGUGAAACUCUCUGCUGUUCUCAUGGGAUCACAUGGUUUAACCAAAGGAUCUUUGGCUUAUCUCAACUAUCCAGCUCAAAUCAUGUUCAAAUCCACCAAGGUGUUGCCGGUAAUGAUAAUGGGAGCGUUCAUACCCGGUUUGAGAAGAAAAUACCCGGUCCAUGAAUACAUUUCAGCGUUCUUGUUGGUUCUUGGUUUGAUCCUUUUCACAUUAGCAGACGCACAAAUGUCUCCUAAUUUCAGUAUGAUCGGUAUUUUGAUGAUUUCUGGUGCGUUGAUCAUGGAUGCUUUCUUGGGUAAUCUUCAGGAAGCCAUUUUCACGAUGAAUCCCGAGACAUCUCAGAUGGAGAUGCUUUUCUGCUCAACGGUUGUUGGAUUGCCCUUCUUGUUCGUUCCCAUGGUCUUAACCGGUGAGCUUUUCCGUGCGUGGACUGCGUGCUCACAACAUCCGUACGUGUAUGGAGUGCUUGUAUUCGAAGCCAUGGCCACAUUCAUCGGUCAAGUCUCUGUUCUAUCGCUCAUUGCACUCUUUGGAGCCGCUACAACCGCCUUAAUAACAACAGCGAGGAAAGGUGUUACGUUGUUGCUGUCGUAUUUGAUAUUCACAAAGCCAUUAACAGAACAGCACGGAUCGGGGUUGCUGUUGAUAGCAAUGGGAAUUGUAUUGAAGAUGGUACCGAUGGAUAGUAAACCUCCGAGCAAGAUUCAGGCGAGACCAGCGGUUAGGAAAGAUGGAGGUGAGGGUGAGAGAGGAGAUGAAGAGGAGAGAAAGUCACUGGUUUAAUAUUGUGCCAUAUAGCUAUCUAUACAUAUUCUAUAUAAGAAGUUCAAAGGGUUUAUAUAGAAUAAUAUUGGACUAACAAAAAAAAGCGAAUAGAGUACUGAAAAAUUGUUUUAUUUUGCUGGAAAGAUAAUGUUGAGCUGUUAUACUGUUAGUCCAUUGGUGUCA
This is a messenger RNA of Brassica rapa (field mustard), 1419 nucleotides long. RefSeq names its product UDP-galactose/UDP-glucose transporter 2. Gene Ontology annotation, cellular component: endoplasmic reticulum membrane; Golgi membrane. Gene Ontology annotation, molecular function: 3'-phosphoadenosine 5'-phosphosulfate transmembrane transporter activity. Gene Ontology annotation, biological process: transmembrane transport; 3'-phosphoadenosine 5'-phosphosulfate transport. The record is from RefSeq and is a predicted model, not a curated record. NCBI's taxonomy places the organism in Eukaryota, Viridiplantae, Streptophyta, Magnoliopsida, Brassicales, Brassicaceae.